CAAACCUUCAGAAACAUUAGUGCUUGGACCAGUUGUCUGUACCUUAGCAGUCUGAAAAAUGGCAGGGAAUUACAGAGCACCACCAGAUGUAACACACAAUCCAAGCUUAAGAGAAGCUUUUCUCAAAGUCUUAUUAAUUAAAUUCUUUUUUUGUGAUAAUUUCUUUUAUUCAUUUUUUACAAUUAUAAUUUUUUUUAUAAUGAUGUGUAAUUUCUAAAAAUUUAAUUUUUAUUUUUUAAUUAUUUUUUAUUUGCCACGUCACACAUUUAACGGUCAACUGUCAUAGUUGACCGCCACGUCAGUCAAAGUUAACGGAGGUUAACGGAGAGUGACCGAAUUGAACUGUUCAACUAAUUCGAGUGACUAUCAAUGGAAUAAAUUAAUGUGAGUGGCAAACGUGAAAUUUUAUAGUAAUUCGAGUGACCAAACUUGCAAUUAAGCCAAUCGGUUUCACAACUUUGGUCUUUGGCAUGACACUUUCUCUACCUCGCUGGCGCUAGCAUUUUUGCACCAAAUCCCAGUUCCAAGGGUUUGACUUUGAACCGAACGACUUCUCUCUUCCGCUAAGACGAAGAAAUCAUCAGACGUGUGCUGAGCACGGCAGCUGUUUCUUCUUCCCCAGUCGUUGCUCUCUCUGUUCCCUUCCUCCUAACUCCGACCUAUCUUCUCCGACGAGAGAAGAGGAACUACCCCUCCUUCGUUUUCGCAUCUCUUCAACCUAACCCCUCUUCUCAUAUUCGUUGCUUCUUCCAAAUCACCCGAGACUCCAUGUGCAUUCUUGAUUCAGAUUCUAAAAAUACGGAAAAAGGGCAUUCACCUUUUUCCCGCUAUCUAUUUCAACAGAUUCAUGUUGUCAGCUGUCUUUUGAACACAGUUUCUACACUCGUAUCGCAUGAAGUACAAUUAUAAAGAAUAAAAUAUCUAACGUGCUGGCUGGCCGGCUGUGUGGAAGGCCCAUGUGCGCCUAUCAGUUGUUCGGUCAAUUGCCUCACUGAACUACUGAAGCCAACUCAAGUAUUUAUCGUCACCUUUAAUUUGUUGCUAGUUAAUAAUGAUUGUGUUUCCUAGAUUACAAAAUCAUAAAAGGGGACAGUUAGCAAUUUGCUAGCUGGGAUUGAAAGCUGGGUUUCACACCUUUCGCUUUAGCCAAUCACAAUCCCCUGCAAUUGCGCCUGAGCUCUCGCCCAUUCUUUUACGUCAGCAUCUGUUUUCUUAUCUUUGCUCUCUUCUCUGAUAAUCUCAGCCAAGAGACUUCAGUUCUGGGGAUCUGGGUUCAGCUGAUGCAUUGGUCAGGCUACUUGAAACCCAACUCGUAUUCUUUGAUUUGUGUGAGCAGUUAAUUAUCUUUUGCUGCUCUCGUCUUUGUUUGCUUGUGGGAAGUGAGGGGUGUUGCUGCCUUUUGUUCUUAUUAGCCUAAUUUAACGUGAUUUUGUACAUAGAGGGUAGAGAACUUCAUUUUAUUCACCACCAAGAACCAAAGGUAUUUUCUUUUGUUAGUUCUCCACCAUCUGUGGAGUUGAUCGAUUGAUGGGUCAUUCCAUACUCUUUGUUCUGUGUCUCUCUUUCUUUUCUCUCUUCUGUAUCUGCACAUCUUCCCCACUUCAAGAUCAGGAGAGAGACAAGAUUACUUCUUUGCCUGGGCAGCCUGAAAAUGUGGAUUUCAAUCAGUACUCAGGUUACGUUACUGUGAACCAGAAAGCUGGGAGGGCUUUGUUCUAUUGGUUUACAGAGUCUCCGGCCAGUAGGCAGCCCGAAUCAAGGCCACUUGUCCUAUGGCUCAAUGGCGGUCCUGGUUGCUCUUCUGUUGCUUAUGGAGCAGCCGAGGAAAUCGGACCCUUCCACAUCAGGCCAGACGGCAAAACUCUUUACUUGAACCCUUAUUCUUGGAACAACUUGGCCAAUUUGUUGUUCCUUGAAUCCCCCGCUGGUGUUGGGUUUUCCUAUUCUAAUACGACAGCAGAUUAUUACACCGCUGGUGACAAUAGCACUGCGGAAGAUUCUUAUACAUUUCUUAUCAAUUGGUUUGAGAGGUUUCCUCAGUACAAACACAGAGAUUUCUACAUUGCUGGAGAAAGCUAUGCAGGGCACUAUGUUCCUCAAUUGUCUCAGAUUAUUUAUGAAAGGAACAUUGGUGUUAAGAAUCCUGUGAUUAACUUUAAGGGUUUCUUGGUGGGGAAUGCAGUUACAGAUGAUUACCAUGAUUAUGUUGGCACAUUUGAGUAUUGGUGGACUCAUGGCCUAAUUUCAGAUUCUACCUACAAAUUGCUACGUGAUCGUUGUGAUACAGGGUCAUCUGAACACCCAUCUGCAGAUUGCAUAAAGGCCCUCAAAACUGCAGAGAUCGAGCAGGGAAACAUUGAUCCAUAUAGCAUUUUCACUAAACCUUGUUCUACCACUGAAUCACUGAAGCGCAACUUGAGGGGUCAUUAUCCAUGGAUGUCAAGAGCAUAUGAUCCAUGUACCGAGAGGCAUUCUACAGUGUACUUCAAUCUCCCUGAAGUUCAGAAAGCACUCCAUGCGAAUGUAACUAGGCUUCCACACGCAUGGGAAACAUGCAGCGACAUUGUGGGCAUCUACUGGGGAGAUUCCCCUCUAUCCAUGCUUCCUAUAUAUAAGGAACUCAUUGCUGCUGGUGUGAAGAUUUGGGUUUACAGCGGAGACACAGAUUCAGUGGUACCCGUGACUGCAACGAGAUACUCCAUUGAUGCACUGAAGCUUCCCACCAUCACCAACUGGUAUCCUUGGUACGACAAUGGGAGGGUUGGCGGAUGGAGCCAAGUUUACAAAGGGCUCACGUUCGUGACAGUGACGGGAGCAGGACAUGAAGUGCCUCUCCAUCGCCCUCGGCAAGCCUUCAUUCUUUUCAGAUCAUUUCUUGAGGACAAGCCAUUGGCCAUUGCCUAGCUAGCUAUCUAGCUACAUCAUGUGUAUGUCUCUUACCAAACCUUGAGAAACAUUAUGCUUGGAUCAGUUGUCUGUAGUUUAGCAGUCUCUAAAAAUGGCAAGGGAUUACAGAACACCACCAGAUAUAUAACACACAUAAAUGCCGAGCUUUAGGAAAGCUUUACUAUUAUUAUCUGCAGGCCUUCUUAUGUGCUGCUUCAUUUGUUGGACUCAGCUGCAGACUAAUUGAUUCAUUGUAUGGAAUUUGUGAAUUGUGACAUGUUGGUGAUGGAGCAAGUAAUUAUGUCCGUAGCCAAACUAAACCAGCCAACACUUUUUCCUUGAUCUAAACGCGAGGGCACAAAGUAUGUCAUAAUUUCUACUGAUUUUCACUCUCAACAACCUUUCAAAGUUAUUUGCGAACAAAGACUUGAUUUAGUAUUAAUAUCAUUCGUCUUGAACUUAAAGAUUUCAGAUUCAAAGCACUUAAUUAACAUAUAUAUGAAAUAUAGUAUUUAUAGUAUUUGUAAAAUCAUAUGAUGAUUGUAGCAAUUCAACAUCAAUUAAAGUAAAUCGAUGUCAUUAUUUCACCUUUUUUAUUGUAAUUUGAAUGAACUGCUUUUCUUUCUUAACAAAAUUUUGUAGGCUUUGGGCCUAUCAUGUACGGCCUUGUUUUUGGACGCAUUAUGAUGAUUUCAAGACACGUUACUCAUCUCUCCACUGCUCCACACUGAGCAGUGUUUAACUUCAAAAUUUUUAUAAGAAUUUCUUCAUUUCACACCGAAAUGCAUCUUGUUAGUUACGGUUGGAUGUUCCUCUUAAAUCAUAAACCUAUAGUGUAUUUUGUCAAUAUGGAAUAUGCACGAGGAGUUAUCACUUCUUCAAAAAUUUCGACCAGAAGCUAUGUGUGUGGCUGAAAGCCAAACAUGAACCACAAUCCUGGAAGAAAAAAACAACUGAGCAAAGAUUUUUGUAUUUGAUUUUGAAGGUGUGUGGAUAGCAAAGCAAAUAGCACAUGAGUGCAGGAUUUGGCAGGUUUGCUUUCCACCAAUGAAGCUGUAUUGCGGAUUGCCUCGUGUUUUUAUUUUCAACAAUGGCAGGUAAGGUUUCGGCAUCUUCGAUGCUUCCAGAAGCGGAGCUAUUUAAUGAUGCUUACUGGUGCAGCAACUGCCCACUACUCCACUAGUCUAUGGAGCAGAAAACCCACUUAUUAAAGUGAGAAAUUAGAUAGGUCCCAUUUUUCUUUAAACAAUUUUGAGGUUAGGGUAAUGUUUAUUGUAACUUGUAAGUGAGAAAACAAAGAGUUUGUCAACCUUCUGGGUUAAUUGAUAAACUACCAUUGGUUCUAUUUAAUUUAUUUAAGUUAAUUGUUGGGAAAAAAAUAAUAACUUUAAUAGAUUGACAGAGUGAGAAUCUUUGAUUUUAAAGGCAAUAAUACAAACUACAUAAAAUGUUCAAGCAUAUGUUACCACUCGGCAAAUGACUUAGUUUAGAUCAAUAUUUACUUGUACGCCUUGCUUAACAUCAUAUUGACGACGUCAAGAUUUGCAAUAACGAUAUUUAUGUAGUGGAGUCGAAUGUUAUAUUAAUUGGUCAACUUUGCAGGGUCCGUGAAGCUGCUAUCGGUGUAUUUUUUAAUUUUUAUUAUUUGUUAUUAUUAUUACUAAUGGUUGUUGUUUUCAUUUAGGACUAGUAUAACUAAUUAAAGGGAUCAUCCUUGGAGGGAAUGAAAUGAAGUUAGGCGAGGCAGAGUAGGAGAAGGUUUAGUUUUGGUUUAUAUGUAGAGACAUGUGGCUACUCGCUUUCAUAACCGAGAAGAAAAUAUUUAUUGAAAUUGGUUUUGUAUUAGUUAAGCGACUUUGUAGAUCUAGAAUGUUUCAGUUUAUGCUCCUACCUAUUAUCUGGAUAUACCAAGAAAGAUGUACGAUUGGUUUUGUAUUAGUUAAGCGAAUUGUGAUGCGAUUUUUCUUAGAGUAACCUCUCGCUCUUGGGGACGAAAAAAUAUCUUUAAUAUAU
Messenger RNA from Linum trigynum, 4899 nucleotides. The record is from the annotation of a GenBank genome assembly. NCBI's taxonomy places the organism in Eukaryota, Viridiplantae, Streptophyta, Magnoliopsida, Malpighiales, Linaceae.